This is a messenger RNA of Malassezia globosa CBS 7966, 774 nucleotides long. RefSeq lists its product as uncharacterized. Gene Ontology annotation, biological process: cytosolic ribosome assembly. The record is from RefSeq and is a predicted model, not a curated record. The transcript has a single exon. The coding region runs from base 1 to 774 and encodes 257 amino acids. Gene Ontology annotation, cellular component: mitochondrial matrix. NCBI's taxonomy places the organism in Eukaryota, Fungi, Basidiomycota, Malasseziomycetes, Malasseziales, Malasseziaceae.
AUGCGCAUGGCUAUGCGCGGAAGUAGCAGCAGCGCUGUGCGCAUGCCCCUGGGCAUGCGUGUACCAUCUGUGCAGCCGCGCACAUUUGCCACGUCCUUACGCCGCUUUGGUCAGGGCGAGACGGACAGCGACUUGUGCGCAAGCUUGCAGCAAGAAAUUACAUAUGAACGAGAAGCAUCUGAAGCAGCAGGAGGUGCAGAUGUAGACCCAGAGUGGCUCAGCCAGUUCCGCUCUGAAGGCGUGUGGAACAUCGAGGACAAGCCAGGUUCUGAUGAAAUUGCAUUGACUCGCAGUUUCGGCAAUGAGCAAAUCCGUGUACUGUUCAGCAUUGGUGAAAUUGACACAGCAGAACCGACUGAGGAGCUUGAUGCCGACGAGACGGAUCAAAUGGCGUCUGGUGGUACAGAGGAUGAGUUUGAAGGCAGCUUCCCUGUCCGCUGCGCCAUCAACAUUACCAAGGCGAAGCGCGGCUCUCUGAAUAUUGAUGCACAGGCCCAGGAUGGACAGUUUAUGAUCGAGAACAUUACUUUCUACCGAGACGAUGCGCUGGCUACGGAGCUUACAGCUGAUGCAGAUUGGGCUCGUCGCGGCCUGUACAUUGGUCCGCAGUUCGAGACACUGGACGAGAAUCUGCAGGCACAGUUCGAAAGCUUCCUGGCGGAGCGUGGCAUUGCCACAAACCUGGCAUUGUUCAUCCCGAACUAUGCGGAGUACAAGGAGCAACGCGAAUACUGCGGAUGGCUCGAAGGCGUCAAAUCUUUCGUAGAAGUAUAA